GCUUGAAUCCUCCCUCCUCUCUCCCUCGCGCCGCUGAGCCAGUGGGCAGACGCGGUACAGCAGAGUGCGCACGAGAGGCAGACGGCGGGUGGGAGACGCCGUGUUUUGAUGGGAUAUCGAGACACUAUUUGACGUUGAAUUGUAGCCGGAAUUGUAUGUUACGGAUUUAAACAUUUCGUACGUCCGCCAAUUCGCGGUUCGUUGUUGCUUGAUGGUGUGCGCGGUUUGCUGAGGCUACCGACGAGGAAGAGGAGCCCGUUCAGUUUCCUAACGGUGGGCGACAUGACUAAAUAUGCGUUUCCAGCCAUUCAUCAGUCUACCGUGAUGGAUACAAACCUGUAAACUCGUGAUCCAUGCGACUGCUGAUUAUUUGUGACAUGCAACGGAAAGCACAGGAUAAACGGACCCGCUGUAGAAAUGCUCCCCGCUCCAGUCGACCAUCCGGCGAUGUCUUAUUAAUGAUUUUGCUCAACGUGGAAUAAUGAAAAAGGGAACAACUUGAACUGAUUCCGUGGCGGAUGCACUCCGUAGUCUAAUCUUUUAGGACUGAAUUCCACACAGCUGGUAGUUGGGAAUAUUUCAAGGUUUGGUUCUGUUUUAAACCAUCGUAUUGCAAUGUCCUAAAGGUUUGGGCUUGUGAAAUUUGAAGUGCAAUCUCUUCAAAUGUAUGACGGGGAGAUUCGUUUAAUUGUAUGCACAUAAUCUUGCGUUUUACGUUUUCGAUGUUAGAUAUUAAAACAAACGUGAUUGCUAAACCGUAGCCUAAAGUUAACCUUUACCGAUGCAUAUUGAGCCAACAGCCAUAUAAGGAGAGUUUGGGGUUUACUCAGAAAGAGACAGGGGUGUGUUUUCAGCCCUGCAUAUCAACUUUUUACACAUGCAACAAGCACACAGGGGAGCUAAUAGCCGAGUUGAGCAGUGCCCAACAUUUGCAUCACAUUUUUACUGAUCCUAUUAACCUAAAUCCUCCCACCCCAAAACACUUUAAAUGUUUUUCCGAAAACUGCCCGGUGUGUCAGCAUCGGGCAUGGGUCUUCGUUUAUCCCAGAAGUUCGUGUUUCUCCUCUUUCUGUCGGGGCUGGUCACCCUGUGCUUUGGGGCACUGUUCUUCUUACCGGACUCUGUUCGUUUGAAACGGAUUUUUCUGUCAAAGACGGAGACUCAGCCGGUUACGGUGGGUUCGGAGAACGAUGCUCGAGAGCAUCGAAAGGGAUCAAAAGACCAGGAUCAUCUUCGGGGUUUAACGUCGCCAAAGGGCGAGACGAGCACGAAGCUCAAAACCCGUAAACCUUCGGUUUCCUACGAGUUGAAACCGGAGGACAGACUCCCGGGCAGUAAGGCCCAGGAAGAUAGAACUCUGCUGAGGAGUAAAACGGAGUCCGCCGCGGAGAGGGUGACCUCCUCGGAUCACGGAGCCAGCACGGAUACUCGCGACUAUGUCAAGUUCAAGAAAUGCCUGCUGAAAGCGGCCCCGGGCACGGAGCCGGGGACGGCAAGCGACCCGCAGACUCUUCUGCGUCGGGAGAAAGUGAAAGAGAUGAUGAAGUUUGCGUGGGACAACUACAAGCAGUACGCCUGGGGGAAGAACGAGCUCCGCCCACUGACCAGGAACGGACACAUCGGGAACAUGUUUGGUGGUCUGAGGGGAGCAUCCAUUGUGGAUUCUCUGGACUCUCUGUUCAUCAUGGGCCUGCUGGAGGAGUACGGUGAUGCCAGAGACUGGGUCCGCUCCAGCCUAGACCUCAGCUCGAACGGUGAGGCGUCCCUGUUUGAGGUCAACAUCCGCUACGUUGGAGGACUCCUGUCUGCCUACUACCUGACUGGAGAGGAGAUGUUCAAGCAGAAGGUUCUGGAGCUGGGAGAGAAGCUGCUUCCUGCCUUCAACACCCCCACAGGGAUACCCAGGGGAGUUAUCAACCUGGGCAGCAGUGGGACCAGCUGGAGCUGGGGCUGGGCGUCGGCAGGUAGCAGCAUCCUGGCUGAGUUUGGGACUCUGCAUCUGGAGUUCCUCCACCUGUCUCAGCUGUCAGGAAACCCUGUCUACACAGAGAAGGUGAUGAACAUCAGGAAGCUCCUGAACAGGAUGGAGAAGCCCCAUGGCCUCUACCCCAACUUCCUGAGUCCGGUCACUGGGAGCUGGGUGCAGCACCACGUCUCUGUGGGGGGCCUGGGGGACAGCUUCUACGAGUAUCUCAUCAAAUCAUACCUGAUGUCAGACAAGACGGACCAAGAGGCCAAAACCAUGUACUACAGUGCUCUGGAGGCCAUUGAGGCUAACCUGGUGCAGAAGUCAGUGGGGGGUCUCACCUACAUGGCAGAGUGGAGGGGGGGUAUCCUGGACCACAAGAUGGGGCACCUGGCCUGCUUCUCUGGGGGCAUGGUGGGGCUGGGGGCAGACGAUGCAGACACGCCCCAGAAGAGGCAGCACUACCUGGACCUGGCCGCUGAGAUCACACACACCUGCCAUGAGAGCUAUGCACGCUCAGCCACCAAGCUGGGUCCGGAGGCGUUCCGGUUUGACGGCGGCGCCGAGGCGACGGCCACCCGUCUGAGUGACAGAUACUACAUCCUGAGGCCAGAGGUCAUCGAGAGCUACAUGUACAUGUGGCGCCUGACCCACGACCCCAAGUACCGAGAGUGGGGCUGGGAGGCUGUGGAGGCGCUGGAGAAGCACUGCAGGGUGGAGAGCGGCUUCUCUGGGAUCCGAGACGUGUACUCCUCCUCCGCCAGCCACGACAACAUGCAGCAGAGCUUCUUCCUGUCAGAAACUCUCAAAUAUCUGUACCUCCUCUUCUCAGAUGAUGACCUGCUGCCGCUGGAGGACUGGGUGUUCAACACAGAGGCUCACCCCCUCCCUGUGAUCCGCCAGGCCUGUCUGCAGGAGGCUCCUGCAGCAGCAUAGACUCAUACACACACACUCAUAUACACACACACAGUAUGUACACACACAUACAGUAUAUACACACACACUCAUACACACACACACCAACAUACACGUACAUACCAACACACCGCAGGUCUCGUGUCACCAUGGGCCUGUGUCACCAUGGCUCUGUGUCACCAUGGUGUCACCAUGGCCCUGUGUCACCAUGGUGUCACCAUGGCCCUGUGUCACUAUGGCCCUGUGUCACUAGUGGCCUGUGUCACUAUGGCCCUGUGUCACCAUGGUGUCACCAUGGCCCUGUGUCACCAUGGUGUCACCAUGGCCCUGUGUCACUAUGGCCCUGUGUCACCAUGGCCUUGUGUCACUAUGGCCCUGUGUCACUAUGGCCCUGUGUCACCAUGGUGACACCAUGGUGGCCCUGUUAUGGACUCUUAUUUCCUUUCCAGUAAAGGAUCUUGUUGUAUACGCUGUGAUUGUAUAUGCCUGAGCCCACACAUCCUGCCCAAACUACUUUUAUUGUGGACAAUCAAACGAACAUGACUUUCAUGAACAGAUUAGAGCACCUUUAUUUCCUGUCUGUCCUCUGUGAGGAACACCAGUACCUGCAGACCCAGAUGUUUGGGAGAAGGGUUGGGCUUGUGAAAGAAAAUGAGAGAGCUUUCAUUUGUUUUUUUUCACUCCCCUUGGAGAAAUUAAGAUCUUUUUCUUGAUCUUGCAGUUGCUUUCUAUGCGGGUGCGCAUGUGUGUGUAUGUGUGUUUGUGUGUGUGUGUGUGUGUGUGUUUGUGUGUGUGUACGUGUGUGUACGCGUGUGUAUGCGUGUGUAUGUGUGUGUGUUCUCUUUGACCAAAGUUUCCUUUGUGUUGGUGUUUCUCCUUCUUAUAACAGAUGUUUCUACGAGAGGUGAGACCAACAGCAAGCAGUACUAAUGAACAUCUAAUGUAGAAAAUGUGUAUAAAUUAAAAUCAUGAAAUCCCCCAGAUAAACCGUGACCACCCUCUUCCUGGUCAAACAGAAAACCGACGGCAUAUGGAGAAAAGGUCAAAUGGUGGACACUGAAGUGAUUUUACAUCUCUAGGGACCAUUCUUAGCUUACGUUUAUUUUGUUUACGGGACUCUUUUUCUUAAAUCGUCUCUACCUUCUUUAUUUCUAAGCUACAUUUCCUGUUUGGUGACUCCCAGACCAGACUGGCCACGCUGGCUAGUCAGACUGGCCACGCUGGCUAGUCAGACUGGCCACGCUGGCUAGCUGGCCACGCUGGCUAGUCAGGCUGGCUAGUCAGGCUGGCUAGUCAGGCUGGCUAGUCAGGCUGGCUAGUCAGGCUGGCCACGCUGGCUAGUCAGGCUGGGGUUUUUCCAAGAUGGCGGCGCCCAUGGCUGAGAGCCAGCAUGGCGAAUGUAAACAGAGCCUGCUGCAGGUGGGACAGGAGAGGGAGGUGUUCCUACCUGGGUGGCCGAGAGACCCUGAACAGUCCUCUGUCCUUUUGGAUCUUUCUUUUUUUUACUUUAUUAUUUUUGGGUUAUUUUCUUUCUUUUUUUGCUUCCCUCAGGUGUUUCUGUAAAAUAUGAAAUGGUUUGAUUUCGAUGCUAGUUACUGUUGAUAUUAAUUAUUGUUAUUUCUUCUUACUGUUGAUUUGACUUAUCUUUCAUUGAUAAAUAUUUUUCAAAAAUUGAUAAAAGACCUGUGCAACUUUGUACAUUUAAACCACAA
Osmerus eperlanus (European smelt) is the source of this 4593-nucleotide messenger RNA. Its product is annotated as mannosyl-oligosaccharide 1,2-alpha-mannosidase IC. Gene Ontology annotation, cellular component: endoplasmic reticulum; Golgi membrane; extracellular exosome. The coding region runs from base 989 to 2902 and encodes 637 amino acids. The record is from RefSeq and is a predicted model, not a curated record. Gene Ontology annotation, molecular function: calcium ion binding; mannosyl-oligosaccharide 1,2-alpha-mannosidase activity. The transcript has 13 exons. Gene Ontology annotation, biological process: mannose trimming involved in glycoprotein ERAD pathway; carbohydrate metabolic process. Lineage: Eukaryota; Metazoa; Chordata; Actinopteri; Osmeriformes; Osmeridae.